CGGCGCUAACCGGUUUGUUUACUGUGGGCAGAUAUUUCUCUUUGGCCCCGCCCACCCGAGCCUAAUAUAGUCCUGAAAGCGGGGUUAAAGCCUCGAGCGCCACUCGGACUUUUAAAGCGUGUUACAUAACGUGCUUUCCAACUCCUCUCGGAGUGACUACAGACACCAGCCGCGUCGUACACUCCGCCCGGCAUCUCUGGAAACUUUCAUCCCACUUCAACGGCUCGCACUUCCGGCAUUUUAACCUCCCGCAGGUGCCGCGCGCUAUGAGCAGUGACGUGUGUUGUUUUGCCGAAGCCCGGCGCGUGGCGAUUUUCGGCGGCACGCACGGGAACGAGAUGUCCGGCAUCAUGCUCGUGUCCAUGUGGACCAAAAACGACUGCGAGAUCCGGAGGAGCAGAGUACACAUCGAGCCCUUCAUAAGCAACCCGAGAGCUGUGGAGAAGUGCGCCAGGUACAUCGACACCGAUUUGAACCGAGCCUUCACAGAGGAAAACCUGAGCACGGCAGGUGGAGACGAGCUGCCGUAUGAAGUUCGGAGAGUCAAGGAAAUCAAUCAGAUAUUUGGACCUAAAGGAAGUCCAGAUGCCUACGACGUCAUCAUUGACCUCCAUAACACCACAUCCAACAUGGGCUCCACGCUCAUCCUGGAGAGCUCGACAGACCACUUCACCCUUCAGAUGGUGCAUUACAUCAAAAAAGCCAUGGCUCCUGAGAGCUGCAUGGUGCUGCUGACUGAACACCCUCAACUCAAAUAUUCAACCACCCGCUCAGUGGCCAAGCACGCUGUCGGGUUUGAAGUGGGUCCCCAGCCUCAGGGAGUUUUGCGGAGCAAUAUCUUCCAGUCCAUGCGGAUGAUCGUGAAGCACGCUCUGGACUUCAUCGAGAUGUUUAAUAGCGGCGUGGAGUUUCCAGCGUGCCGUGUGGAAGUGUUCAGGGUGCACGAGAGAGUCGAUUACCCAAGAGACACUAACGGCAACAUCAGCGCUAUGGUACAUCCUCACUUACAGGAUUGCGAUUGGGAGCCCCUGAACCCCGGUGACCCAAUGUUCCAAACAUUCGACGGGAGGACCAUCGUGUACGAGGGAGCCGGUCCCGUCUACCCGACGUUUAUUAACGAAGCCGCGUACUACGAGAAGAACCAGGCCUUCAUCACAACCUGCAGGGAAACCGUAGCUGUUAAUCCCAUUCGGAAAAGCACCCAAUAACCAUCACGAUAACCGUUACCAUAAGAAAAAGAAAGCCGAUCUCUAACUGACAGGCAUUCUGCCAUGCCUGAAAACUACAACUACUCUCAUUAUAUAUAUAUUUCUAUAUAUAUAUAUAUAUUUACAGUUUUUACAGAAAUGCUUCAUCUAUAAUAAUAAUUCAAACCAAGUCAGGUUAAUGAUUUAUUUACAAUUUCAAAGAAAAGAAAAAAAGUUGAAUAUUUUUAUAUUAGUUUUAAGGUUUGUCAUAGCUAACCUUUUUUUUUUUUUUUUUUUUUUUUAAACCGAUAUUUCAUGGUGCAGUUUACAAGAAUAUUUAUACAAUUCUAACGUUCAAUCACACGCGUUUAUAUUUACACUUACAUUCCCAGGCAAUGUUUAUACUUUACCGAACGGAACGUGCGAGAUAUACAAAGCUGUAAAAGCUAUAAAAAUCGACUGAGACGCGAGUCUUAGCGUUUCGAAAGCUCGUUGCUUCCGGUGCGUUUUUCAGCGUGCCUUCGCCGACUUCCUGUGAAGACUCGGAAGCGUGUAUCGCCUACGUAAGGAGUGAAAGGUAUGCAGUGAGGCAUACGUACAGUUGAAGUCGUCAUGUUUUAACUGUUUAUAGUAAUCUUGCGUAGCAUUGCGAAUGAAGUAACGGAUUCGAGUAUUUUAUUGGCCCUGUUUAAGUUUAUCGAGAGCGUUUUUGGGAAGGAAACUGUACGUUCUAUCGAAGUGCGCAGUCAGGUCGCUUGAUCGUUUGGCCAGAAGUCGAUCGUUCGCCGUCGGCCAUCGUUAAGCAUCCGUGGCGGAUUGUUGUUCGUAGUUUUGCCGUGUUCUUACCUGGAGGAAGAGUUCUCUGGUUGGCUGUUUAGGUUGAUUCCAUGAUCACGUUAGCAUUUAGCCUCGUAAAUCUUAAACGUUUUACAAUAUCGAAUCUAAGAAAACAUGCGUUCAGACUUUCUGGAAUGUGUCCGGAUUUUUUUAUUCGGUAAGGUUUCUUUGUUACGUUUUUUGUUUUUAAAUGAGUUGAAAUGAACCCCGGUGAGCAUAGAAUGAGAAUCGGUGUCGUUGGAAAGAAGAAGGAAGAACUUCCUGAUCUUCAGGAAAUUUCCUGGUGAACUUCCGGUUGAACGUGUGACUUGUGGAAUAUUCGAAAUAUUCCGUAGGGGUGACGUGGAAUGAGUGAAUGUUCAUAAACUGCCAGUGUGAGACGAUGAAGGGUUUCAUGCUUUCAUGCGGAAAUAAUCUGAUUUCUGAAGUAUCUUAAUGCCAUCGAGAUUCUAUUCCAUGGUAAAGUGUAGUAAUAGCGGGCUUGGAUGGGCAAAAAUGUGUUUUUAUAAAUGCUUUACGAUAUUUAUCAGGAAAACGCCCCUAGUUUGUUGUGAAUGACACUUAAAAUGUCUUUUACCUUACGUACAGUAUGUAUUUAAUUCUACUAUAUGGAAUAUCACAAAUGGCACCCCAAUCAUGGAGUCGUCGCCCUUUAGCUUAGCGAAUCAGUCCAGGAGAAGAGAAACAGAAACUAGCAAAGCCAGACACUGUCCAGACGGUCUCUAAAGUCACCUUUACAUGUCCGCUUGUUCUGUUUUCACUUCUGCUCCACUGAUCUAGAAAGCGUUAUUUAUAUCUUUGGCCUUUUAAACUGGUUAGCUAGUUCGUCUGGCUGUGUAUGCUCCUGCGAUACGUCAGUGGUUAGCUGUCGGUCUUGCCACGCGUUCGAGUACUGGUGCUAAUUUUGUACUCUAACAAACUUCACUCGGCCUAGAAAAGUUACCCGAGUCAAGUCAUCGAAGGCAUGUAGGAAUGCAGACUUAAGGGGAAAAUAGAUCCUGAACCACUUACAUAUUCAUUCUGACUCGACGGUUUACUUUCAUGUUCUCCGCGUGCUUCGGGGGUUUCCUCUGGGUACUCCGGUUUCCUCCUGUUAUUUUGUUGGUUAAUAGUUAGCUACAUAACCCAACAACAAAAAAACACCACCGACCAACAAAUUAGCCUUAUUACAAAUAUCUCAACAUGAAUACGUGGGAAUGUGUUUCCUUUGUUUUCGUCGCACUGCAAAUCACAACCUCAUUCUAUAUACUUCACGCACAGUGAAUGAACCCGUGAUCAAAAACAAACGUACAGCCUUAAAGAUUUGACCGUCGUACUCUUAACCCGUGACGACUUGAGAACGAUUCCUCUGAAUUAUCGUUAAUGUUCUGAUAAUUUUAGCAAAUUUCCGGGCGGAUCGGAAGCGUUUCGGUCCGUGCGUCAUCAGCCGUGCGGACUUGUAUGAUUAGUCAGCUGUGGCGUUUGGGACUUUGCGUCUUCUUUUGUGCGAUUCUAGUGCUUGGCUUGGUUCAAGCGGUGGUGUCUAAAUGGGAACGGAUUGAAAAGUGCCCACACGGUCGUAUCCGUCGCGCACGCUUAAUACAGAAACGUGGGUUUUGACUUGUGUUGGAUAAUUCCACAGUGUGAUAAAGUAACACUAUUAACAACGAAUUACAUUUUUAUUUAACAGCAAAAUGCUCACUGACCUAUGCAAAGAAUAUUAUGUUCUCAGUAAUGUAGCACAUAAAUAUAGUGCUUAUGGACAAUCUGUUUAAUGUUAAAGAUGUUAAACCCGGAUAUGUGCGACGUAUCCAUUUCAAAUUAGAUUAUGUACUGUAUAUUUUAGUAAGUUAAAUCACGUACAUUUUUUUUUUUUUAAUGAGAUUUUUAUUAGAUUACUUUUUAGAUUAUAAGUAAUGAGCCGUGUGUAUGUUUUAAGCUACUGUCUGGUUUUUCCCCCCUCUUUGGUUUUGGAUUGCACAUAUUUAACAGGAAAAAAAAAAAAAACGAGAAUAAAUAUUUCAUAUUUUGAUCUUGUUUCAAUUCUGCAGUGACAACAGACUCAGAUUUGUAACUAAGUCUUCCAUAAUGGCUCUCGGAUUUGCAUCCAGAAGCAGCGAUUUGUACAGGUUGAAAAACUUUAAUUAACCCGGAGGAGGACCUGCAAAAUCUCGUACCAGCGUGAACUAUUUUUGUUUUUACAUCAGAGCACCACCAGAGGGCGACACUCACUUACAUAAAAUAUCUUGAAUAAAAUAUCUAUAAAUUUUAAAAAUCUUUCUCGAUUAAGGUUUUACAUUUACAUUGACUGGUCGAGAAAAUGAACCCUCUACUACGGUUAAAAGGUGCAAUGGUGGAAAGUAUCAUAUAGUCAAAAUCAACACAAAAUGUAGGAGAUUACAAUUCCAAUUACUGCAUUCUCCAGACUGGAGGUUGCAGAGGUUGUUUUUUUUUUGCUACCUAGUAAACAUGUAAAAGUGAUAUCUUCUAGAAGGAAUUGCCAUUGUAAAAAGUAUGUGGAUGGAUUUAGUCAACCAAAACACAUACAGAAAUUAGAUCCAAACAUGUUUUGGGUGAAAAAUCUUUUGAAUUCUUUCUUUUGAAUUCUUAAUUCUUUCUCUUGAAACUUCAAAUUUAGAAAAUAAGGUGCAAUUGCGAAAUGUAUGAAGUUACAACAGUUUUUUUUUUGUUGUUGUUUAAAUUUGAAUGUGAAAAAAAUGUAAAUAUACUAUUAGAGAAGCCUGGUGUAUUUUUUGCUCUGUAGGCCUAUUUCAGUUCAUGAAUGCACAUACAGUGCACAGCGUUCCAUUAUCGCGUGUUGUUGCCAUAUGGCAACAAUGACAUUUUAAUAUUUAACAGAAUCCGCAAAAUAUAUAAACUUGUUUAAAUGACACAAAAAAAAGUUCACUUAUCUGAGAUAGCAUUUCAUUCUUUCCCUUUUAAGUAGUCUUGACUAAAUAUUGAAAAAUGUAUCAAAUUUUCAGAGCCGUCCGAUGAUGACCUUCGCUACGCCAUGUGACUGCAGAACAGGAAGUGCAAACAGCACAUCCUGGUCAUCCGACAUAGCAUUUUUUAUUUUUUAUUUUUUUUUUACAUCAAAGUUAAAGCCUGAUUUUUUUUCAUUUACAUAGGAAAAUAGUAGUUUUAUAUUGUUAUAUAAACAAAAUUGGAGAUAAAUGAAUUGUUGCCAUAUGGCAACACCAUGCAAGGGUUAAAUAGCUUUUAUCUGAAGUACCUCACGGUAUAAAGUGAGAUGCUGAACACGAUUCAAACCUUAAACUGAGUAUUCACUGGUUAUGUCCUUUCCUCAAGGGCCCAACACUGGCUCUCUGACACACUUUUGGGAUAUGAACUAACAACCAUCUGGUCACUCAAAUGCAGAACCUUAACCGCUGAGAUACCACGAUCCAAACUCAUACACACCCUCAACUUUGUAGGACGAUUGUUCUGCUUGAAAUAUUUAAAGGGUUUUAAUGUCAAGUGGUUUCACUUCCUACAGCUUUCACUGCUUACACAGCUGUUUCCAACUCCUCACACACACACACACACACACACACAGUUAUGCCAUGGCACUUUUAGUCAAUAGGAAAAAUUCAUUUAUUCACUCAUCUUCAGUUAGCAACUCAGCAUGUCAUGGUUUACUAGGAAUCUGGAGCCUAUCCUGUAUUUUUUGUUUUGUUUGUUUGUUUGUUUGUUUGUUUUUCAUUCUGUGUCAACUAAAGUCUGUUUUGCAUGAAAAUCGCAGGAGAUCAGCACUUUCCUGAAAUAUUCAAAUAAGUCACUGGGUAAUUGCAUGAACUUGCAGGUGUACCUAAUAAAGUGGACGGCGAGCAUAUAUUAUAUCAGAAUAAUACUCCGGGCUAACAUAUGCAGCCCUUCACCCAAAAGCCAACAUUCUGAAGCAGGAAGAUAAAAUGUGGAAUGAAUGCGCGUAACAUAGGAAUAGAAUAGGUUGUCAUUGCCGGAGAGGUCUCUCCAGGGAAUGCACCACAGAUAACAGGGGGUUAGCUGACAGAAAAAUCCUUCCACUUGCUGGAAAAGGCAGGGCUCGAGUGAUACCACAGAGGCUCUAUAUAACAGAACAAGUAACUCAAUCACAGUAGGUGUUUAUCAUAUCAGACAAGACCCAGGAUGUAGACUGUACACCCAGCCCAGAGUAGCAGUGUGCAAGAUGUAGGCAUGAACAACAUACACUGAGAGGAACAACAGAUUAUAUGCCGUAACAUCUGCAAAGAAAUGAAAAUCGAAGACAUUGUAGGAUCCUCCAGGUGCAGACUGGUAAACCGUGAUAACAAUUGAACCGUAUAUGGUAAUGACGGACAGCAUGUGGAAAUCCCGACGGUAUGGUAUCCCGAUAGUGCCAUCUAAAGGGAGGAGUCCGAGAAGCUGGACAUAAACCAGAGACUGAAAAAAAGGAACUAGAUAUGAUGAAAGGUUCAGAACGAGGAUAUCCUGGUGCUGAUAGGAGCUAUUGCGGUUGUGCUCGCUAAGCAGGAAGACUGUGAACUCGCUGCAAAAGUUUCCAGCAAUGACCGCUUCAUUCCAGAAGAAUUCCUAGGAAGAGUACAAAUUUUUUUUUUUUUUUUUUUUUUUUUUUUUUUUAAUAUAUAUAAAUACUGUGCAAAUCUCUCAGUUCUCUGGUGGGAAUGGUAGAUACCGACCACAAGGGUGUGAGCUAUGUUCCGUAAGAUCUACUUCUGCUUUUUUUGUCACACUAUACUAAAAAUAAACAGCCACCUUCCAGCCCUUUCAACCUUUAAAUGGGUGGACAGUUACAUUAAAGAUGCCCUCUGUAAUAUUUAAAGGUAUUGUUAGACUCCUAGUAAUCAUAUAAAAUUCAAAGCUUCCUUAGUAAAACUGGCGUGUGCAUUAUUUCCAUCCAGCUGAUCUUGCUAGUUUCUUUAUUUUAGUCUCUUUUUUUUUUCCAGGCCCAGGAUUAAGCUCCGCCCCCAGCUUGAACAAAUCUGCUCUGUUAUUUUUCCUUAAAAGCCAACUUUUCAGGUAAUAGGCGGCUUACAAAUUGCUCCUUUAAUGAUAUAAAACCAAGUGACGGCUAUUUCCCACUAGAUGUAUUUCUGCUUGCUUUUAUUUCACACUAACUGCUUUAUAAACGAUAAACUGGCACAU
This is a messenger RNA of Ictalurus punctatus (channel catfish), 7130 nucleotides long. RefSeq names its product aspartoacylase (gene aspa). Gene Ontology annotation, molecular function: hydrolase activity, acting on ester bonds; hydrolase activity, acting on carbon-nitrogen (but not peptide) bonds, in linear amides. The coding region runs from base 267 to 1208 and encodes 313 amino acids. The record is from RefSeq and is a predicted model, not a curated record. The transcript has 6 exons. Lineage: Eukaryota; Metazoa; Chordata; Actinopteri; Siluriformes; Ictaluridae.